AUGGCAGGCGGUGCUGUAGUCUCAGGUGGGGGCAUUGGCGAGAACGCCAACAAGUCCAAGUUUGUUGGCAUCCUUGUCACGGCCUUCGCCGCAUUCGGCGGUAUCCUCUAUGGAUACGACACGGGUACCAUCUCUGGUAUCAUGGCCAUGCCCGACUGGCUCAAGACGUUCGGUAGCCCGGUCGCGGUUUCUGAUCAAUACCCGGAUGGCUUCGGUGUCACCUCCAGCCAGUCUUCCUUGAUUGUCUCCAUUCUCUCGGUCGGCACGUUCUUCGGUGCGCUUAGCGGCGCUUAUGUCGGUGACUUCAUUGGUCGCAAGUUUGGUAUCAUCUUCGCCACGCUUAUCUUCUCUGCUGGUGUGGCCAUGCAGACCGCUGCCACGGCCAUCCCGCUCUUCGUCGCCGGUCGUUGCAUCGCCGGUCUCGGUGUCGGUCUCAUCUCCGUCAUGGUCCCCAUGUACCAGUCCGAGUGCGCCCCGAAGUGGAUUCGUGGUGCCGUCGUCUCUGGCUACCAGUGGGCCAUCACCAUCGGUCUUCUCCUCGCUGCCGUCAUCAACAACGCCACCAAGGACCGCCCGGACCACUCUUCCUACCGUAUCCCCAUCGCCAUCCAGUUCAUCUGGGCUUUCGUCCUCGACGCCGGCAUGCUCUUCCUCCCCGAGUCGCCCCGUUUCCUCGUCAAGAAGCACAAGGACGUCCAGGCUGCUAAGGCUAUGGGCCGCCUCCUCGCUCUUCCUUACGACUCCGCCGAGGUCGAGUUCGAGCUCAACGAGGUCCGCGCUGCUCUCCAGAUUGAGGAGGAACUUAACGCCUCGUCGUGGCUCGACUGCUUCAAGGCAUCGGACAACAAGAUUCGCCUGCGUACCCUCACCGGUAUCGCCCUCCAGGCCUUCCAGCAGCUCACCGGUGUCAACUUCAUCUUCUACUACGGCACGACCUUCUUCAAGCAGUCUGGUAUCAAGGACGCCUUCCUCAUCUCCGUCGCCACCAACGUCGUUAACGUGUUCAUGACGCUGCCCGGUAUGUGGGGUGUCGAGAAGCUCGGUCGCCGUACUCUCCUCCUCGGUGGUGCCGCCGGCAUGUGCGUUUGCGAGUUCCUCGUCGCAAUCAUCGGCGUUACCAUCUCGGUCAACGACCAGGCCGGCCAGAAGGCACUCAUUGCCCUCACGUGCAUCUACAUCGCGUUCUUCGCCUCGACCUGGGGUCCCGUCGCAUGGGUCGUCAUCGGCGAGAUCUUCCCCCUCAGCGUUCGCGCCAAGGGUAUCGCCAUGUCCUCCGCCUCCAACUGGCUCUGGAACUGGGCGAUUGCCUACGCGACGCCCUACCUUGUCGACAGUGGUCCCGGCGACGCCAACCUCGGCGCCAAGGUGUUCUUCAUCUGGGGCGGCUGCUGUUUCCUGUGCUUCGCCUUCGCGUUCUUCUUCAUCCCCGAGACCAAGGGGCUUUCACUCGAGCAAGUCGACCUCCUCUACAUCAACUCGACGCCCCUCACCUCGAACGCAUACCGCAACAAGCUCUUCGCGGAGGACACCCACGUCCAGAACGCCGUUCCCCACGAGCACAAGGACCACGAUGUUGCGUCCAUCGAGAAGGUUUAA
Molecule: messenger RNA, 1596 nt
Organism: Peniophora sp. CBMAI 1063
Lineage: Eukaryota; Fungi; Basidiomycota; Agaricomycetes; Russulales; Peniophoraceae
Source: the annotation of a GenBank genome assembly